Messenger RNA from Nothobranchius furzeri (turquoise killifish), 3190 nucleotides. RefSeq names its product RAB9B, member RAS oncogene family (gene rab9b). Gene Ontology annotation, cellular component: phagocytic vesicle; late endosome; lysosome. Gene Ontology annotation, molecular function: GTPase activity; GTP binding. Gene Ontology annotation, biological process: Rab protein signal transduction; retrograde transport, endosome to Golgi. Lineage: Eukaryota; Metazoa; Chordata; Actinopteri; Cyprinodontiformes; Nothobranchiidae. The record is from RefSeq and is a predicted model, not a curated record.
UAUUACGUUUUAUUGGCGGGCGCAUUCAUUUCUUUAUAAAUUGAAACUCCCAGCGCCAGCUCCUAUUUAGUUAAACAUGGCGCCUCUUUGGAACGGUUGUGAGUUGCUGCUCAGUCUAACGGCUAGCUUGACCAAAUGUCAACAAGCCGCGUCAGCGUAGCCGCUCAGCCCAGCCUGCUAAACAAAGCCUGCUGUCUGUGGUCUGAGCAGCCUUUAGGACACACACGAACCCGGUUCUGUUCCCAUGUUAAGUUCUGCUGCGGAACAGUCAGAGCAGGCUUGUGUCGCCUGAAAGCAAAGCUGACCAGACAAGCUCGUGCAUGUUUGGAGUUCGGGAUGAGCGGUUUCAUGUUUAUGUCACGAAUUCAUCACGUGUAGCGCCGCUCAGCUGUUCCCCCUGCACGGUGAGCGAGUGUUAAAACUGUAAUAAGCAGGUAGUGUUUGUGUUAACUGGGUGGAAACGUCAAAGCUCUGCUACUGAAACCGCCUCUCAUGUGCCUCUAAAUACCCCUGAAAGUUUCGCUUCAUGCCAAGAGCAGUUGACCCUGCUCUUCCACCUGGUGCCGAGGGGCCUGCAGCCCACUGAGGAGGCCUAACUGGGUGGGAGGAAGCACGAUGAGUGGGAACAACACACUCCUCAAAGUGAUUCUCCUGGGAGAUGGUGGAGUGGGCAAGUCCUCCUUGAUGAACCGCUACGUCACAGAUCGCUUCGACUCCCAGUCCUUUCACACAAUCGGCGUGGAGUUCCUUAACCGGGACAUAGAGGUGGACGGGCGCCGGGUCACCCUUCAGAUCUGGGACACCGCAGGGCAGGAGCGCUUCAAGUCGCUGCGCACGCCCUUCUACAGGGGGGCGGACUGCUGCUUGCUCACAUUCGCGGUGGACGACUUGCAGAGCUUCCAAAACCUCGGCGGCUGGAAGAAGGAGUUCUUGUACUACUCUGAUGUUAAAAACCAAGAGCGGUUCCCUUUUGUGGUGCUGGGCAACAAGGUAGAUGUGGAGCAGAGGGAGGUGGGAGAGGAUGAAGCUCGGGCGUGGUGUGAGGAGAACGGCUGCUGUCCUUACUUUGAGACCAGUGCCAAGGAUGACACUAAUGUCACGGCUGCGUUUGAAGCUGCUGUUAGACAGGUUCUGUCUGCAGAGGACCAGAUUGGUCACGCACUGCUGACCAGUACCAUUGAUCUCCAUGGCAACCGGAAAGUGCCACGUACAUCUUGCUGCUGAUUGGUGUGAAUCUUGUGUCAAACGUUCAUGCUGAAACGUGCCAGCGUCGAUUAGAACAGCCGGUGUUCUGCAGGUUUUUGGUAUCCAGUAAAGAUAAUAUGGGUGAGGCCCAGCUGCUCUCCGAGCUUUCUGCUGAUGAUUGUUGAACUUUUAUGAAAGAACAAGUUUUAACGCAUAGUGUUGCAGCACAUGGUCUGCUUCCACUCUCUCUGCUGGUACUGGGGCCGUAUCAAAUGUUGCAAUGAAGCACUUCUUAAUGAAUUAAUAAUAUGGAAUAGAGAGCAGAUCUCUCUCGCUGUUGGAACCUCACCCAGUCCUAAACAGCUGCUCCCGCAGCUCUCUGGAUUACGACUGGAUUGUCUUUUUGUUUUCAGAAGUUUAAGAAUCAACUCAAACACACUCGUCUCUUAAUCACAAGUGUUUUCUUCACUCUGUUGAUUUGUGAAAAAUGUGUUUCAUACAGAGAGCUACUGAUAAUAAUUAGAUACUUCAAACUUUGGUACAUAACAUUUUUAAUCAUGUUUCACUGAAAACAAUAGCUUGUUUUCUUUCCAGAGCUUUUGCAGCUGUGAGCUUUAUGAGCCGACGUGCUUUUGAAAAGUAGAAAUGUGGUUUUCUGCUGCGUUGUGUUGCAGCUGGAUGUGCCGGCGGACCAGCUAAUAUUUCAUGUUCUGAAUCCUUUUGUUCUCGUUAAGGGGUUUACCAAGCAGGAGGUGCUUUUAUUUGAAACAUACACUUUCAGUCUUGCCCCUGGUGCAGCUGAUGAUAGUAUUUCUCAGUGAAACAUGUUUUGUUCAUCCCUGAAAAUUUCAUGUAUUUUUUUCUUUAUUUCCUUCCAGCGCGUUCUUUAGGUUUCAGUGUUUGAUCAACGACAGUUUAACCUCCCCCCUGAUGAGUCGAGCAGCUUCUAAUUGUUAUGGCAUCCUUGUACUGCUGCGUCUGCCUUGUUGAUUGCGUAGUUGGCCUUAACAUUCCAGUCUUUUAGCUUCGCCUUGCCUGAAGAUCUCCUGUGCACUACUGAUAAAUGACACACGCCUCGUGCUGUUAGUGCGCCUAUUAAAGGUCUCGGCUGAAUGUGAAGUAGCUCAAGCACAGUCAUUACUUUCAGUAUCUAGAUUGUAAAUCACCCCCCCCUCAUACACUAUUUAGUGAAACGUAGAGUAUUCUACAGCGUAAUGAUUGCCACGUCACCGUAUUUACACACUGCUACAGUUCUGUUUCACUUUUGCUUCAGUGUUCGGAUUCACUGUUACGAUUUCAUAAAAAUGUUGCAUUAGAUGAAAUCUCGUCACGACGGUGGGACCGCUGUGGGGCUCCGCGUGUUCAUCUUUGUGUUACGCGUUGGCCUGAAGAGUCAGGAAUGUUGGUGAACAUUUGGAGAUCCAGUCAGGUACUGUUACAUAAUGACUUAGUCCAUUUACAGGUUUAUUUAUAUGAAUAAUGAUCUUUAAUGAAUCCGUGAGUGUUGGUUUAAAUGGCUUCUGGCUGAAGCUUCACUGUGAAAUAAGGGCAUUUAAAAAGUUGCAGUCCGACAGAAACAAGGGCUGUUAUCUAAAUCAGUCCUUGGCUUUUCUUUGUGAGGUGAUGCGUUCUGUUCCUGUUGUCUGAUUUGUAUUUAAUCCGUGCCGUUAUUUAAAAUCAAACUUACCUGAGAACUCUGCACCCAUAGGAUGGUAGCAUUAAUCAGUGGUACUCUUAAUAUUUUCUGUAAUAUUUCAGAAUGUAAAAUCAUGUCUGUGGGCUGCUGAUGGCUUCCACGAACUGCAGAGUACUGAUUUUAUCAUGCAAGAACAAAACUAACUGACCAGUGAAUGCCUGCUUUACUCCGAGCCUGUGAGAAAUCAGAUGUCAUCCUGAUUGUGUGCUGAUCUAACAGGUCACGUUCCUCGCUCUGUUUGCACUUCCAUCGGUAAAACUAUAGGGAACGCUUGAGUGUUUUGUUUGAAAUAAAGCAUGCAUCAUAUUA